AUGGGCGGAGGCGCGGCCCGGCCGUGUCAGUCCAUGCCCCGGUGCAGCUUCAAGUGCCGGGAGAGGUUGCUGAGCGUGAUGAAGCCCUUGCCGCAGAUGUGGCAGGGGAAGGGCCGCUCGGUGCCGUGCAGCAGCCGGUGGCGCUUGAGGUCGCGCGGCGAGCGGAACAGCUUCUCGCACUCGGAGCAGCCGAAGAUCUUCUUGCCCCGGCCCGAGCCGGACGCGGCCUCCCCGGGCGCGGGCUCCCCCUCCGGGGAGAGGGCUGAUGAGGAGCUGACUGCUUUACCUGCCCUCCAUGUCUCCCCCUGCUCCAGAGAGAGCCUCCACUCGACACUGCCCUCGCACCACGCCACCAUGGAUGAUGCCCCGCUGCCAGUGCCCCCGGUCCCCGCCCCGGCCCCGGCCCCCGCACCCCCCGCUGCUGCUCCCCGGGUCCCAUUUCACUGCAGUGAGUGUGGCAAGAGCUUCCGCUACCGCUCGGACCUUCGGCGCCACUUCGCCCGGCACACUGCACUCAAGCCCCACGCGUGUCCGCGCUGCGGCAAGGGCUUCAAACACAGCUUCAACCUGGCCAACCACCUGCGUUCGCACACCGGCGAGCGGCCCUACCGCUGCUCUGCCUGCCCUAAAGGGUUCCGAGACUCCACCGGCCUGCUGCACCACCAGGUCGUCCACACUGGCGAGAAGCCCUACUGCUGCCUGGUCUGCGAGCUGCGCUUCUCCUCACGCUCCAGCUUGGGCCGCCACCUCAAGCGCCAGCACCGCGGGGUGCUCCCGUCGCCGCUGCAACCCGGCCCGGGCCUGCCCAGCCUGAGCGCGCCCUGCUCCGUCUGCUGCAACGUGGGGCCCUGCUCAGUGUGCGGGGGUGCGGGGGCUGCAGGCGGAGAGGCUGCAAAAUGA
Molecule: messenger RNA, 900 nt
Organism: Suricata suricatta (meerkat)
Lineage: Eukaryota; Metazoa; Chordata; Mammalia; Carnivora; Herpestidae
Product: flt3-interacting zinc finger protein 1-like
Exons: 5
Coding region: 1-900 (299 amino acids)
Biological process (GO): regulation of transcription by RNA polymerase II
Cellular component (GO): nucleus
Molecular function (GO): DNA-binding transcription factor activity, RNA polymerase II-specific; RNA polymerase II transcription regulatory region sequence-specific DNA binding
Source: RefSeq, a predicted model, not a curated record